This is a messenger RNA of Annulohypoxylon truncatum, 549 nucleotides long. RefSeq lists its product as uncharacterized. The coding region runs from base 1 to 549 and encodes 182 amino acids. The transcript is spliced from 3 exons. The record is from RefSeq and is a predicted model, not a curated record. NCBI's taxonomy places the organism in Eukaryota, Fungi, Ascomycota, Sordariomycetes, Xylariales, Hypoxylaceae. Gene Ontology annotation, biological process: protein folding in endoplasmic reticulum. Gene Ontology annotation, cellular component: EMC complex.
AUGUCGUCAGACAACCUCUCUGUCCCUGAAUGGGUCGCCAACCUACGACAUCCGCCUAAGCCUGCGUCGACAACUGGCAGCAUACCCGAUCCACCCGGCUACCCAUCGAUGUUGACUAAGAAACAAGCGAAAGAAACCAAAGUCCAACCGCGAAAGCAGCCGACCCCCGAGGAGAUGGACACAUUGAAGCUAAAGAAGGCUUGGGAAGUGGCGCUCGCGCCGGUCAAGAACUUGCCCAUGACAGCCAUCAUGAUGUAUAUGUCAGGAAACUCGUUACAGAUUUUCAGCAUAAUGAUGGUUUUCAUGGCCUUUAAGAACCCCAUCAUGGGCAUCAUCGCUACGAACCAAGCGUUCGAAAGGUUCGAGAGCGAGAGCAACAAGGCGAAGAUAAUACAGGCAAAGCUGGCAUACGUCGCCAUGCAGAUGGUGGCUUUGGCCGUUGGAAUAUGGAAAGUUAAUGCGAUGGGUUUAUUACCGACUACCAGAUCUGACUGGUUGGCCUGGGAAGCCCAACGAGAACCGCUAGAGCUCGCAGUCUCUGCGUUAUAG